ACUGCCACCUCACAUGGAACACAAGCCAGCAAGUAACACAAGGAAUCUAAAUUUAUUCCACCAUGAGCUGAAAGGGAGGGCUUUGCAACGUGCACAGAAAAAUCAAGAUGCUGGGAUGCUUCAAAGGAAGGCGUGUGAGGAGCUGCUGCUGUGGAGUCACCGUCCCUGCAGGUGUUUGAGGAAAGACUGGACAUGGCAUCAGUGUCACGGUCAUGUCCACGUGGUGGUGUUUGGCCAAAGACAGGACCUGAUGAUCUCAGAGAUCUCUUCCAACCGAACUGGCUCUGUGAUUCUGUACCACUCUGCUCUCUCCAGCUCCUCACCCAUCAUCCCCUGAACCCGAGCAGUCCAGGAUGCCAGACCUCCUCCACCUCUUCUCCAACGUUCCCAGCAAGGAAGGGUUCUCUGCCUCAUGGCGUCUAGUUAUUUAUCUGAAAAAAUAAACAAACAAUCCCCACCACAAACAUUUUUAACCACUCUCCCAGGCGAUUCGAGCAUUUUAGGGAAGGCGUUAAGGACAGCGCCGUCAGCACGACCCGAGUUUGGCGCAGCCCUGAGCAGGGCCGACCCCCAAGCCCGCGCCCGGCCCUCCGCCCCCGCCUCCCUCCAGCACGGGAGGCGGAGCGGAGCCGCGGAUCCCAUCGCCACGGCAACGCGGCGGCCGCAAACCGCUCCCGGGACACGCGGCGGAUCCCACCGGCGGCGGAUCCCACCGGCGGCGGACACGAGCGCCGGGAGCGGGCGCGGCCCGACGGAGAGGAGCCCGCCUUAGGGCUGGCCAGCAGCGUGCAAUGCCUCUCUUUGGGAACUCCUUCAGCCCCAAGAAGACCCCCCCCAGGAAAUGGGCCUCGCUGUCCAACCUGCACCUGCUGGAUAGAUCCACCCGUGAGGUUGAGCUGGGCCUGGAGUACGGCACCCCCUCAAUGAACCUCGCUGGCCAGAGCCUGAAGUUCGAAAAUGGCCACUGGGUUUCAGAAUCAGGAGGCUUCGUGGGGGAUCGCAGGGAACUGCAGCGCUUGCGCAAACGAAACCAGCAGCUAGAGGAAGAGAACAACCUACUUCGGCUGAAAGUGGACAUCCUGCUGGACAUGCUCUCUGAGACCACCGCCGAGUCCCACCUCAUGGAGAAGGAGCUGGAGGAGCUGAAGCAGCACAGCCGGAGGAAGAAGUGAACAAGAGGCUGGUUUGGGUCUUGGCCCACGGGAUGCUGGGGCUGGCUGUGCCUCCCAGCCAUGUCGGUACGGUGUGGAGGUACUUUGGAGCGCCCAGGUGUCUCCAGCGCUGUGUGGCGCCCUGGGUGCUGCUAAUGGCUGCUUUGGCACCACAGCGCUGUAAUUAACACGGUUUUCCUCCGAGCACUUUACCUUGCCCGGCUUGCUGCCGGCAGCCGUGCCCUGCUCCGGGCAGGCGGGCAGCGGGCGGUGGGGCAGCGGCUCUCCCUCCGUGAGGGCUCCUGCCCGCCCUCCCUGCUGGCCCCAGCGCGGAGACCCCCGCGGCUUGUGCAACCCUCACCGUCUCUGCCUUGGGCGAGCAGGAUGCUCCUUCUCGAGAGUUUUGCAUAUUUGAUAUAAAACCUUGCCAUUAAAAGCCG
Molecule: messenger RNA, 1591 nt
Organism: Passer montanus (Eurasian tree sparrow)
Lineage: Eukaryota; Metazoa; Chordata; Aves; Passeriformes; Passeridae
Gene: CBY1
Product: chibby family member 1, beta catenin antagonist
Exons: 5
Coding region: 792-1172 (126 amino acids)
Source: RefSeq, a predicted model, not a curated record